UGGUGAGACGCCGCACGCCAGACCAUUACUUCCUUUUGCGGGUUGGCGGGGAGUGAGGCGGCAGCACCAUGAAGGCCUCGGGCACCCUGAGAGAGUAUAAGGUAGUUGGACGCUGCCUGCCUACUCCCAAGAGUCCAGUGCCGCCUCUUUAUCGGAUGCGGAUCUUUGCUCCUAACCAUGUUGUAGCAAAGUCCCGAUUCUGGUACUUCGUUUCUCAGUUGAAAAAGAUGAAGAAGUCUUCUGGAGAAAUUGUAUACUGUGGACAGGUCUUUGAAAAGUCCCCUCUUAGAGUGAAAAAUUUUGGCAUCUGGCUGCGCUACGAUUCCAGGAGUGGGACCCACAACAUGUACAGGGAGUACAGGGACCUGACCACCGCUGGUGCUGUCACUCAGUGCUACCGAGAUAUGGGAGCCCGUCACCGUGCCCGGGCUCACUCUAUCCAGAUCAUGAAAGUGGAAGAAAUUCCUGCCAGCAAGUGCCGCCGGCCCGCAGUCAAGCAGUUUCACGAUUCCAAAAUCAAGUUCCCUCUGCCCCACAGAGUGCUACGGCGCCAGCACAAACCACGCUUUACUACCAAGAGACCCAACACCUUCUUCUAAGUACAGAGACAAGGAGGCACCUGUUUUAUUUGACCCGUUUAAAUAAAUUUCUCAAUUGGAAACC
This is a messenger RNA of Trichosurus vulpecula (common brushtail), 663 nucleotides long. RefSeq names its product ribosomal protein L18a (gene RPL18A). Bases 69 to 599 code for a protein of 176 amino acids. NCBI's taxonomy places the organism in Eukaryota, Metazoa, Chordata, Mammalia, Diprotodontia, Phalangeridae. Gene Ontology annotation, biological process: translation. The transcript has 5 exons. The record is from RefSeq and is a predicted model, not a curated record. Gene Ontology annotation, cellular component: ribosome; cytosolic large ribosomal subunit. Gene Ontology annotation, molecular function: structural constituent of ribosome.